Boeremia exigua is the source of this 2198-nucleotide messenger RNA. RefSeq lists its product as uncharacterized. The coding region runs from base 21 to 2198 and encodes 725 amino acids. The record is from RefSeq and is a predicted model, not a curated record. The transcript is spliced from 4 exons. Lineage: Eukaryota; Fungi; Ascomycota; Dothideomycetes; Pleosporales; Didymellaceae.
CACACAUUGCCGCAGAUCAGAUGGCUUUCACGAACAGUGUUGAAGAAAUCCCGUUCGGCAGCAUCGAGCCUGAUCUUGGCGCACGUUCUCCUGCUCGAAGGCUCGAAGACAGCUCUCCAGGGCGCAGUAACUAUCAUUUUCAGGCUACCGCGUACCAUCUUCAGUAUAAUUCUGCAGUUUCGAACGAUCAAAGGCCUUUGCUCGAGGACGAUACAGCCUCAGCUAUAGACACUCAAAACCGAAAGAAUCUGUGGCAACGGCUGCAGGCUUGGAUAGCCAAGCGAAAGGAACGAAGCCGUUAUCAUGGAUGGCGCAUGGGCGUUCUGAUCGGAUGCUGCAUGGCAUUCUUCGUUCUUUGCUGCAACGUCACUCUUCUCCUGAUAGGCGCUACUCGUCCGGGUGGCUUCAACGACGACGGUUUCGCAAAUCUACUUUACGGGGACAGGGAACGCAUCUCCUGGUACAAUGCAGCUCUCCACAUCGGUAUCAACAUACUAAGCAGUUUGCUACUGUCUGGAAGUAACUACACAAUACAGGUCAUGAGUUCACCAACACGAGAAGAGAUUGACAGGGCACAUCGUCAGGGAGAUUGGCUUGCGAUCGGAUUAACAAGCUUUCGCAACUGGAAACGGAUCUCGAAGAAGCGCGUAGUUCUUUGCCUCAUUCUGAGCCUAUCUUCAAUUCCCUUACAUUUAUUUUACAACGCUGCUACCUUCAAGGUCCUUGCACAGAACUGGUAUACCGUACGGGGUGUCCAUCGCUACUCCUCUGAAUACGAGCAUCAUGCCACCAACACGUCCUACGUCAAUCUCUCAAAUACGCAAUGGAAAGAAGACUUCGUUACUUUCAACACAAGCUACGAUUAUACAGAACUCAUUAUUGUAUACGACGAAGUUGCUUCAAAGAUGGCCCGUACAAUAGCGGACAACUCCACCGUCGAACGGCGAGAUUUGUUAGGCGCUCUUCGUCCUCGUCCCCACUCCGACAUUUCCUUAGCAGACCACAUAAACGCAACGGAUUGGCUUUCGCCUCUGCCGUACUUCAAUCCCGAGGACGGUGCUGAAAUACAUGUUGCGCAUGCAUUUGCGAUUCGUGCUCACACGCAAAGUCGAAUCCAACUGAGUUUGUACUUCAUAGUGGUUGUCAUUACAGCAAAUCUCUUCAAGCUUCUCAUUAUGCUGAACAUUUUGUUUAUAGAUCGAUCAAGGUACAUAGUCACGUUGGGUGAUGCUGUGGCGUCUUUCUUAUCUUCUCCUGACCCAACUACGGAAGGACGAUGUCUAUACGAAGACAAUGAUAUUGUCAAGCAGCGCGAACUGUCUACUCAGGCGAGCAGAACUCAGGACAAAAACACAAACAGUACAACGAAUGACCGGAGGCCACACUCGGUAGCAAACACCGGUUGGCGUGUACGGAAACUGAGCUAUUUCACACUCAUCCGGAAUGAACAUGCCAGACUUAUGAUUCCAUUCAUACUUAUGAUCAUCGCUAUCUCGUUCGGCUUCAUGUCAGACGCGAAAGGCGGUGCAUGGGCGUGGGGCGUUGCAUCCAACUCCGUGCUAGAAUUCACGAUCAGACCGGUAACCGCCACUAAUCUCACCGCUUGGCUUGCCAAUAUGCCUCAGCUCGCACUGUCGUUCUGCUACAUGAGCUUGAACAGCUUUUGCACAGCCAUGGCAGGAAUCCAAGAAUGGAACAAUCUAGGCGCUACAAGGAAGGGACUCCGCGUCAGCGACUCCAGGGGCGAACAACGCAGUACUUACUUCCUUCAACUUCCGUACAAAAGGGCUGUCCCCCUCCUAGCUGUGAGCACGGGUCUCCACUGGCUUCUUUCGCAAACGUUCUUUCUCGUGCGGAUCGACGUCUUUAAAGGCGACAAUCUAGACACAAGUUUAUCUCGUUCAGCGUGUGGAGCAUUGGGAGUUAGCUUUGCGACUUUCUUUGUCGUUUUCUUUGGCCUUUGGAUUAUCGUUCGAGUGGUGGCAAACCAGAAAUUGGUUACGCAUAUGCCCCAAGCCUCGUCGAACAGUCUCACUAUCAGCGCUGCUUGCCAUCCUCCAAAGGACGAUGUUGAGCCGCACUUGAAGCUGGUACAGUGGGGCGUUGUUGACAGCAGCGAAUUCAUCGAAGGUUACAGGCACUGCUCGCUUUCGUCACUGUCGAUCUGUAGGCCGGAGGAGGGUCAGCAGUAUUAUUAA